AUGAAUAUCUUAAAUCAAAAAUAAAUACAAGAAGCAUCCGAAACAAUAUGUAAAGCUCAUAAUCAAGAAUUGAUUGCAGUUGAUCUAGACUUGUCAGAUAAGGCAUAAAUAUAAUUCUUUUGUGGUAAAUGUUUAGUUGAGAAAAUUAAUAACCAUAAAGUGACCACCAUUGAGUAAUCAAAGGAGAGAAUCUAAUAAAUUAAGAUUUAAUAAAAAGAAAUCAAAUCUAAAGAAAAUCAAGCAAGACUCAACUAUUAUAAAAACAUUUUAGAUUAAAUUAUGAAUUUUAAAUAAUCAAUUGAUGAUUCUUUGGAAAAGAUGUAUAAAUAAAUAUAAUAAUACAUAUUCCCAAUUUAAAAAGAAAAAUCAGAAUUAUAAGAAUUUGAAUAAUAACUAAAUUACUUUGAAGAUAUAAAAUAAUUAUCUGAAUUGUAUUCUUAAGAGUAAUAGAAAUCCCCAAAAUUAAUAGAGGAUAAUCAUUUUAUUAAUGAAAUAUAAAGACAAUUUGAGCUUUUAUUCAAUAACUCUGAAUACUUUUAGACGUUAGAUACAUUGAAGAGUACAAAAGAAAAAAUUAAAGAUAUUAUGGAAAAUAAUGUAAUUGAAUUAAUCCCUUAAUUUAUAACAAAAAAUGAUUCAGUAUCUUAUAUAUAUUAUAAGUAGAAAACACCAAGUUUAAGUAGAAUUUGUAGUAAUCAUAAAAAGGAAAUAAUUAUGAUUGAUAUGGAUUCUUAAGAAAAGAACAUUGAAGAUAGAUUUGCAUGCGUUGAUUGCAUUUCUGAGAAUCCAAAUACAAAGUAUUAAACAAUUGAAAAUGUGGAUAAAUAAUGGAAGGAAUAUAACACAGAAACUGAUAGGAUUUUAAAGGAAUACAAAAAUGAAAGUAAAGAAAAAAAAGCUGAAUUAUUUAACUAAAUAGCAUUAAUGAGAAAGAAUUACAAUAAAAAAUUAAAUGAAAUAAGUGAUAAAUUAAUUUCAGAAUAAUUUUUAUGCAUGGAUAAAACUAAUUAAUCAAAUUAAAUAAAAAAGAUUUCAAUUUAAGCAUUAGGUGAUGAACAAUUGUUGAAGGAUUUAAAGUAGUUAAUUGAUAAGGAAAAAGAAAAAGUAUCAUAGAGCCAAAUAAUAACAAAUUAAGUUAAUAAAGACACAAUUUUCAAAAAAGAAAUUCAAAAUCAUUUAGAAUCUUUGCAAUAAUAUGAUUAAUAAGAUAUUUAAACAUCAUUGGAUAUACUGAAGGAUAUUACAAGUAUAAAUUUAUUAAAUUGUUUAUAGUUGAAAAGAGUUUAAUUAUUUAACUAACUGAUAUGAUAUAAGAAAUUUAAAAAUGUGGUUAAAAGGAUGAAAACUACAAAAACCA
This is a messenger RNA of Paramecium pentaurelia, 1357 nucleotides long. Lineage: Eukaryota; Ciliophora; Oligohymenophorea; Peniculida; Parameciidae. The record is from the annotation of a GenBank genome assembly.